AUGAAUGAGAUGUAUGUUGAAAUGCUCAAACCCAUUCUGCCUCCUGCGGAGCUUUCUAUUCACUUGGUGGUAGAGAUCCUUCUGAUGGUUCUUAUAUGUAGCAGCAACAUAAUGGUCCUGGUAAGCAUGUCCGUGCAUAAGUGCCUGCACACUGUCACCAAUAUGUUUCUUGUCAGUUUGGCCAUAGCCGACUUGUUGAUGGGGCUGUUUGGCUGCCCUCUUGAUAUCAUCAUUCUCUAUAUCAUGCCGUUGCACCUUGGACGUCACAUCCAGGACAAAUGGUUGUGUGCGGCUAGGCUAUUCUGUCAUAAUGUUUCCGCAGGGGCAUCUGUAUACAGCAUGGUUGGGAUAGCUAUAGAUCGUUUCAUCGCGGUCAAAUAUCCACUAAGAUACCGUGAAUUGAUAACGCAUACGCGUGUUGGAAUCUUCAUUGGUUGUAUAUGGGUGUACAUCAUAAUCGGAUCGUCGGUCAACUUCCUCGGAGACAUUGUCAAGUUUGGUCCAGGGGAUACCUGCCGCUCGGUCCAAGUGCGCGAUCCCAACUUUGUGCUGUUCGUGAAAUGUAAUAUAUUGGUAACAUUCUUGGUCAGUACUUUUGCUCAUAUUGUAGUUGCCAUUGUGGCGACACACCAACGGGCAAAGGUGGCUUCAGAAUUAGCCGCGUUUAACAACAACCUAGCUGUGGCAUACAAGAAAGAAAAUCGAAUUACAAAAACAAUGUCUUUGAUUGUUGGACUGUUUGUCCUUUGUUGGUUGCCCUAUAUAUUGAUCACAAUGGUGAAAUUCAAGGGAUCAGAACCAAAAUGGUUCAAACAUUUGUUUAGUUUCACCGUCGAGAUUUCAAUUGCAAAUAGCUUGAUCAAUCCUUGGAUUUAUGCUUUUCGACUUAAGUUGUGGAGAAAAGCAAUGAAAAAUGUGCUUUUUUGCAAGUACAAUGCUCACGUAUCUGAUGAUUAA
Messenger RNA from Owenia fusiformis, 957 nucleotides. The record is from the annotation of a GenBank genome assembly. Lineage: Eukaryota; Metazoa; Annelida; Polychaeta; Sabellida; Oweniidae.